AUGUUCCAUCUGAGCGAAUGCAAUAAACCAAUUGAUGGACAUGAUAUCAUAAUUUCUCUUUAUAAUCUUGAAGAAUGUGAAGUUGCAGUGGAAUUGGCGGAAAAGUUCAAGGAUUUCAAAGUUCUGGUAAAAGUAUGCCUUGACAUGGACGACAAAGAACGACGAGCCAAGCUCGAUGCCUAUAAACAACGGUUUGCUGCUGACGAGUUUGAUAUGUAUCUCUGCCGAUACUUAAAGCAGAAAAAAAGUGAGAUCGCUUCUCAGAGCUUAUUGAGCUUGGCUGAUCGUGAGAAUUCUGAUGUGAAGCGACAGAGGCAUCUCUAUGCCUUUGCGAAGCUAGCUGCCGCUUGUAGUGAUGCAGCAUCUGAAGAUGUGAUUAACGAGGCUAACAGGAAACUGGUGCUUAUCAAACAUCAAUAG
Molecule: messenger RNA, 420 nt
Organism: Cooperia oncophora
Lineage: Eukaryota; Metazoa; Nematoda; Chromadorea; Rhabditida; Trichostrongylidae
Source: the annotation of a GenBank genome assembly